GACGCAGCAGCACUGCCUAUUAUUACCGCUGACGUCCGUCUCCCUCCCUCUUUCUCUUGUCACUGUUUUUCGGGAGGCGAAGGGGGGAUCCCGUUUUCUUUGGUCUCCGCACUAAAACUAAUGUUUCCGGGGAGGCAUAUCUUCAUGUUCCGGUGCUGAUCAUUGGGGCGACUUUUCAUUUACCGCAAAAGCAGUUGGAACUAAACCGAAUGAGAAGAGCUAAGGACGGACUGUGCUGAGAGGAAGAACCGGAGACUGACUGGGAGGUUGCACAUCCGCUGCUUUGAACCGCAAUUUGUUUCCCCAGGCUCCGUACAUCUCCAGCUUCUGAAAUAUGAUCUCAGGCGGUUCCUGGUUCUGUUUCCGUGACUAUUGCUCCGUGGGCUACCGUUUUGACGUUUGUCACCCAGAUAAAUAAUAACUAGCCAACAGGGAAACAGAAACUCCCCCUUUUUCUCAAAUCAACUCACGGUGGUCGCACAGAGCCCACGGUUGUUUUCUCUUUCUAGUUUUUUUAAACAAACCCUAAUCAGUUGCCUUAAUGGUUGAGUUUUCUUUUUAUUCUCACCACAAGACCAAUGCAGCUGAAAGUAAACCGAUGACCACCGGGGUUGUUUUUAUUAACGAGCCAGCCAGUGUCCAACGAAAUGGUACGAUAGCGUCUGGGAAGGAUUGGGGGAAAGUGAAAAGCUAAGUGGGGGGUUCAGUCUGGGCUGUUUUUUCCAUCAGAUGAGGCUAGGUCGGUACCAACAACACCAAACAGACAUGAGGUGGAUAUAGUUUGUUUUUUUACGCAUCAAUUAAAGCUGGAUCACUGUCUUGGUGAUCUGUGCUGCCUUCACGGACUAUGACAAUGAGGAUUGUAUGAGAAGUGAGGCUGUUCUUUUCUGGUGUGACUGACAACCAGUCUAAUCUGGGGUGUGUUUUUUAACCCAGUGUGAACACAAACCUGCAGCACUUAUUUAUUUUCUCUUGGACGACGAAGCACUCAGGGACGAAAAUGUCUUUACGCACGGCACUGCCUGGGAAAGAGCGGAACCCGGACCAUCAUACCUCCCUGUCGGCCAGCCGCUCGGAGAAGGGUACCGGCUGGUCGAGCCGCUCGCUUGGUGCCCGAUGUCGUAACUCCAUAGCCCUGUGCUCAGAUGAGCAGCCACACAUCGGAAACUACCGGCUGCUCAAAACCAUUGGCAAGGGCAACUUCGCCAAGGUCAAAUUGGCACGACACAUACUGACCGGCAGAGAGGUUGCAAUAAAGAUCAUCGAUAAAACACAACUCAACCCAACCAGCUUACAGAAGCUGUUUCGAGAGGUACGCAUCAUGAAAACUCUCAACCAUCCCAACAUAGUGAAGUUAUUUGAAGUGAUUGAAACUGAGAAGACUCUUUACCUGAUUAUGGAGUACGCCAGCGGAGGCGAAGUGUUCGACUACCUCGUGUCUCACGGCAGAAUGAAGGAGAAAGAGGCCAGAGCCAAGUUCAGACAGAUUGUGUCGGCGGUGCACUACUGUCAUCUGAAGAACAUUGUUCACAGAGACUUGAAGGCGGAGAACUUGCUUCUAGAUGCCGACUCAAACAUCAAAAUAGCAGACUUUGGCUUCAGUAACGAGUUCACUGCGGGCAGUAAACUGGACACGUUCUGCGGCUCCCCGCCCUAUGCCGCCCCAGAACUCUUCCAGGGGAAGAAGUACGACGGUCCAGAGGUUGACAUCUGGAGCUUGGGUGUCAUCUUGUACACACUGGUCAGUGGGUCCUUGCCCUUUGACGGACAGAACCUAAAGGAGCUGCGGGAACGUGUUUUGAGGGGGAAAUAUCGUGUGCCCUUCUACAUGUCUACAGACUGCGAGGGAAUCCUGCGGCGCUUUCUGGUCCUCAACCCGACCAAACGCUGCUCGCUGGAUCAAAUAAUGAAAGAUAAGUGGAUUAAUAUCGGCUAUGAAGGCGAGGAUCUGCAGCCCCAUGCAGAGCCUGUGGAGGACUUGAACAAUACCAGCCGCAUUGAUGUGAUGGUUGGGAUGGGCUUCGCCAGAGAUGAGAUCAGAGAGUCUCUGUCGAGUCAAAAGUACAAUGAGGUCACCGCUACGUACCUGCUGCUGGGGCGCAAGAAUGAUACGGAAGGCAACGAGUCUCGGUCGGGCAGCAGUCUGAGUCUGGCUCGAGUACGACCCAGCACCAUCACCAACGGAACCAGCAAGCACACCACUUCCUCCUCCUCCGGUGUACCUUCUUCCUCCUCUGGCCACAAGGCGCAGCGCAGCGCCUCUACUUACCACCGCCAGAGACGACACUCUGACUUCUGUGGUCCAGCGGUUCCAGGGUCGAUACUCCCCAAGCGGAGUCCCAGUGGUGUAGGCGAAGGGGCUGGUCUCAAGGAGGAGCGGCUGUCGAGCCGCAAGCCGAGCACCAGCACAGUUGGCUCCCGUAGCAUCCCAACCCCCUCCAGUCCCAUGGUUAGCUCUGCUCAUAACCCGAAUAAAGCAGAGAUACCCGACCGGCGCAAGGAAGUUAACACAACCACAAAUAACAUCCCUGCCAGUGCCAUGACUCGAAGAAACACGUAUGUGUGUACAGACCGAUCCAGCACUGAUAGAAACACAAUGCUGCAAAAUGGCAAGGAAAACAGUUCCUUAUCUCAUCGCCUGCCCCCCGCCUCCCCCUCAACCCACAGCAUCGCUGGUGCCUCUGGAGCCUCCUCCUCGUCCUCCACGCCCUCCUCCCGCCUCUCCAGGGGAUCCACGGUGAGGAGCACUUUCCAUGGAGGGCAGAUUAGAGACCGUCGUCCUCCUUCCCAUGCUCCCCCAGCUUCCCCAACACCGUCCCAUGAUGCCAGCCCGCUGCCCCACGCAAGGACCCGGACCACAACCAACCUGCUCAGCAAACUCACCUCCAAGUUGACCCGCAGGGUCACUCUUGACCCUUCUAAACGUCAGAGCUCAAACAAGUCCAUGUCGGGCUGCACCCUCCCACAGGGGACAAAAACAGUUAACGAACCUGAGAGAAUCAGCAGAUCUCCGGUCACAAGUCGCCAUCUAUCUGGGCAUCAGAAGGCGGCCGAGCCCCGGACCCCCCGAUGCGGCUGGGAUGUGAGGGUGCGGAGCCCCCGUGACCCGGCCGAGGUGGUGCUAGCGCUGCGUGAGGCGGCGCAGGGCUGCGGCUGCCAGGUCCACCUGGCCGGGCCUUUCCUCCUGUCCUGCACUCACGGAGCAGCUGGCGCCCGUGUGGCUUUCGAGGCAGAGGUCUGCCAGCUGCCCAGCGGGCUGGGCCAGAGCAGCGGUGUGAGGUUCAAGCGCCUGUGGGGGGCGCCGUUAGCCUUUAGAGACAUUGCCACCAAAGUGUCCAAAGAGCUGGAGCUCUGAGGGCGACAGGAGGCGGGGCAGAUUGAUAACAGACAGGACAGGUUGAUAAAAGAAGAGGGAUGAAGAGGAGGAGGAACAAUGAGGAAGAAACCAUCGCCUCCUCCUUCUCAUCCCUGGGCUCCGCCUCAUCUGAUGCGGCCAGAGAUGCCUCGCCUCCGCCAAAGACCCUCUUCUUCUGAUGCCACCAAUCACAGCCAGACAAACGGAUGCACAGACACGGAUAGACCGCCAUCGACUUAUGAUGACCCUUGACCUUGGAGCUGUCAGUGACCUAUGACCCCUGCUUGAAACACACCACCACCUCCAUAUUAUUUGAGCCCAUGGAGUCCAUUUUUCUUUUUAUCACUAUUUCAUGUUUGAUGAUAAGGAUGGUGUUGCUGAGCAUGAUGGAGAUUGAGGAUUUGUUGUUGUUAACAUUGUUAUUCCUAUUGUAUCAUAUGUGUUGUCAUCAUUCCUUUUUAAAGAGCUGCUAUUUAAAGAGAUGUUUAAAUUCUUUGUCUUUUAAGUUUAUUUUCCUUCUUUAAUGCUUUUUAAAUGGGCAGAAGUUUGACAUAUGUUGUCGGAAGCAGACGUCACAUAUUUCAGAAGUGAGGUCGCAGUCUGACGACAGGCCUUUAGAGGGAGACAUGCAGAAAUGCAGAGACUUGUGACAGACUGAAUGAUGCAUCGCAGCCUUUCUGCCCAUCCAUUGAUGACUCCCAUUUACUGCUCAGUUGGCAUUUUCAUGUUUGUUUGUACCUUUUCUGAUCAAAUGUUGCCUCUGUCUGCUAUCCAUACUGAAUUCUCACUGUAAUGAUAGCUAGCAGGUGAGCUGCUUACAGAGGAGCAAAGCUGCCUAAAAAUACAUGACCCAGCUGAAAUGUUGUACUUGAUAACCUGAACAUUAUGCUCUUCUCUUUACAUAUACUUUACCCAAUGGUUUGUCCCAUAUUACCUUUAUUUACAAGCAAAAAAGCUCUCCAAAAAUGUAAAAUUACAAAACAUUUUGUUGGUUAGAAGAAAAAAAAAAAUGGAUCUGUAACAGGAACCGUGAUUUGAGUUUUUAUUACACAACAGGAUUUCCUAGCUGGCCCAGUUUUUGAUCUAUACAGGAAAUAAAAAAAGAGCCACUUUACAUUAUUUUCCACUUCCGCGGGUUUCGUCAAUUUACAUUAGGAACAAAGGCUUUGUCAACCAAUCAGAAUGCAUUAUUCUGAGACCAAUACGCACUGAUUUAACUAUUAGUUAAAUUAAAUAGUCAUUUUAACAUUUAACUAAACUACAUUUCUUAUAUGUAAGAAAAUUCAAAUAGAUUUUUUUCCCAGCACAUAUCGUCAGCGUUCCCUGAGUGCCAGGACAACUGAGAUUAAAUCUGUACCACAAAUGGUUAAAAACCUUUUUGUAAAAGCUUGACCAACCCUUGUAUUGAUUACAGGUCAAAUAGCAUGGCUUCUCUGUUUGACUGGUUCCAGUUUUUAUCUGCUGUGAUGGAAAUUUAACACGGUAUGAUACAACAAAAUACAAAUAUUUUUCCAUUCAACCCCCCCCCCCCCAUCCCUAUCC
Molecule: messenger RNA, 4897 nt
Organism: Cottoperca gobio
Lineage: Eukaryota; Metazoa; Chordata; Actinopteri; Perciformes; Bovichtidae
Gene: mark4b
Product: MAP/microtubule affinity-regulating kinase 4b
Exons: 18
Coding region: 1001-3355 (784 amino acids)
Biological process (GO): microtubule cytoskeleton organization; protein phosphorylation; intracellular signal transduction
Cellular component (GO): cytoplasm
Molecular function (GO): tau-protein kinase activity; ATP binding
Source: RefSeq, a predicted model, not a curated record